AUGAAAUUAAAGGGGAAAAUUUUUAACAUAGGUUUAUUAUUAUUGAUAAUUUUUAUAUAUAUUAAAAAAUGUAAGGGUUACAUAUUAAAUAUUAAUGUAGUUGAUAAAGAUGACUUAUUUAUAUUCCUAUAUAAAAAUGAACAUCUUCUAGCUUCCAGUUAUUAUAAUUUUAAACCAUCCUAUUUUUUUUCAUUUGAUGAAGGAGAAAUAAGUAUUGACUUAAAAAUAGAUUUUAAGGAGAAUAAAAUUGUAAAAAAAAGAAAUAAAAACCAAGAGGUAUUAGCUAAAGCAAAUAAAAAUUCAAUUAAUAUAUUAAAUAAUUUUAAUGUAGAUAAAGAGUAUUUUAAUAAACAAAGAAGUUAUAAUAUUUACAAUGAUGAAGAAAUAAAUACAAGUAAAUCAAAAGGAGAAAAUAGUUUAUCAAAUUAUAAGUUAGAUAACAGCAAUAAUAAUAUAAAAAGCAAUGAAAAAGAUAUAAACGAUUCCUAUAAAUCUAAUAAUAUAUAUCUAGUAUUAAUUACAGCAAAUCAAUGGAUAAAUUAUAUAAGAUUAAAAAAUAAGUUAGAACCAUCUUUAAAAAAUGAAGAAAAUUACAUUUUUACAUCUCAUUUUAAUUGCAUAAAAAGAUAUCCUCUAAAUAAAGGAAGAAUUCAAAAAAUAAUAAAAAUAAAUCAAAAAAAUAGAUAUAUGUUAUUUUUAAUAAAUAACAAUAAAUUAAAAAUUAGUCUAAAGGGAAAUGUUAUUUUUUAUGACUAUAAAACUAAGCAUCUAUCACACGAUUUUCAUUUAAUUCCAAAUGUACUUUUAAUUACAUCAUAUUUAUUAUUAAUAUUAGUAUUAUUUAUAACUAUAUAUUAUAUUAAGUAUAGAACAAAAUCAGACAUAUUUAUGAUUCUUAAUAUGCUUUUUUUUUUGCUUUCUACAUAUUUUAAUUAUAAAAAUGGUUUUAGCAAAUAUCUUAAAGAAAAUUCAAGAAGUAAUUUCAUUUAUUAUUUAUUUGCAAGUUUCUUUAGAAGUCAUCUAAGUAGAAUAGAAAUUCAAUUUAUGAUAUGUUUUUCAGUUAUAUCAUUUUACACUGGUCUUUUUGAAAUAUUUCUAGGGAAUUUUCAAGCACCUCGAUAUAUUUUACAAGCUUUUGCGUAUCUAUUUAUUUUUAUUGCUAUUAACUUUACAUCAACUUUUCUUUCAGCACGUUUAUCUGAAGAAAACUUAUCUUUUCACGUGGCAGAAUUAUAUAAAAAAUAUGAUAUUUACAAGAAAUAUAGAUUAAUAUUUUUUGCUGUAAUAUUAAAACCUAUUUUGUUAGUUAUUUAUAAAGUUUUAUGCUUGUCUCCAUCAAAUAUUGAUUUAUACAGCUCACAUGAAUUUUUUUAUGUUUUUUUUGAUAUUACUUUUGACAUUAUUCUAUAUGUUAUGCUUUUUGUUUUAUUUCGGCCAGCCAAACCUAUAAAACUUUUAAAACAUAUAUUAAGCAAUGAAAAUUUUCACAUAGAUUAG
This is a messenger RNA of Plasmodium relictum, 1497 nucleotides long. Its product is annotated as conserved Plasmodium membrane protein, unknown function. The record is from RefSeq and is a predicted model, not a curated record. Lineage: Eukaryota; Apicomplexa; Aconoidasida; Haemosporida; Plasmodiidae. The transcript has 9 exons. Bases 1 to 1497 code for a protein of 498 amino acids.